ACGGUCGUGAAGGAUGAUGCCUGGGAAUAAAAAUAAUUAUAAAAUUAUAAAUACAGUUCAGUGUUUCAUAAUAUUCAAUUAUACAAAAAAAAGAAGAAAGGUAGAAAUUGCAUUACAAAAUUAAAGCAAAAAGAUUUCUAAUUAAAUGUGUGCAAAAAAAAUUGUGAUCUUGUGAAGUAACAAAAAAGCAGAAAACGCGUUAUUGAGAAAGAAAAUAUACGUAUGUAUGUACGUAUAAAGUUGUUGCAGUGAUUAAAUGUGUCUGAUAAUUUAAAAAUAUGGAGGAUUAAAGUAAUAAUUGAUAAACUAUAGAAAAUAAAAACUAACCAAUUUCUAUGAAUUAAGGUUCAAUUUUUUUUAUUUUACGGAUUUUUGUGGCUAAAACAUCCUUCCAUCAUGACUUCUAGGUUAGAUCGCUUAUUUAUAUUACUUGAAUCUGGGUCAUCAGCAGUUACUCGACGAGCCGCCGCUAAACAAAUUGGAGAAGUUCAGCAUUUGUAUCCACAUGAACUGCAUAAUCUUUUAAAUCGUUUAAUUAAUUAUUUACAUAGUCAAACAUGGGAGACUCGAAUAGCUGCAGCUCAAGCCAUAGAAGCUGUAUUAAAUAAUGUCCCACAAUGGGAUCCGAUGCCAUGUAAAAUUAAAAAUGAAGUUUCUGAUAGCAAUAAUACCGAUACAAUCUCUACAGAAUCAUCUAAUUUAUUAUCUUUUAAAAAUUUUAAUUUAUCAGAAGUACUUCAAAAAGGUAAACGUUUAAUGGGUUCUGAAGGCUUGGAAUUUGACAAUUUUGAUGAUUCUUCUGAUUCAUCAAAUAACUCAAAUGAUCGUUUAAUACGUCAAAGAGCUUUAUUAAAUGAAAAAUUAGGUAUUACUCAGGCUAGCAAAUUAGGAAUAGCAAUUAAUGAAAUGAUUAGUGAUGAAGAUAUGAAUAUUGGUGUUUCUUCUUAUAACAUAAACGAUCAAAAAGUUCCAGUACAAGAUAUUCUCAAAAUGAAGUUAGAUACAGAUACAAAUUUUGCUAACAACAAUAAUCCAAGUGGAAAUAUGAGUUGUAGAGAAAUCAAUCGAGCUCGUCGAAAGGCCCGUCAAGGUGUAAUCGGUACAAGUUUAAGCCGAAGUAAUUCUACAAAUUCUAAUAACAAUGGAAGUAACUCAACUUCGUUAGAUGAACCUGAAAGAAAAAAGCCUAAGCUUGAUGAUAAAUUUGAAGUUUUUUAUGAUUUAAAUGAACCAGUUCCUGAUGCAACCGGUUCUUGGAAUGGAUAUGCAAAUAGUUGGCCUUUAGAACAAUUUUGUAAACGUCUUUAUUUAGAUCUAUUUAAUCCCCGUUGGGAAAUACGGCAUGGCUCUGCGACAGCUUUGCGCGAACUUCUAAACUCACAUUCAGCUGGAGCUGGUAAAAGUGUAUUUAUGACUGAAGAAGAGAUGGAAACUAAUCACAAUUAUUGGCUCGAAGAUGCAACAUUACGGCUUCUAUGUGUUCUUUCCUUGGAUCGUUUUGGUGACUUUGUAUCCGAUCAAGUGGUUGCUCCCGUACGAGAAACCAGUGCUCAAGUUCUUGGGACCGUUCUUAAGGAGAUGCCAAAAGAAAAAGUUCGUGAAGUUGUAACUAUUUUAUUAGCUCUCACAAAACAAACCGAAUGGGAGGUUCGACAUGGGGGUCUUCUUGGAUUAAAAUAUUUACUUGUUGUUCGAGAAGAUUUACUACCAAGCUUUUUGCCCUUAAUUAUAAAUGACGUUUUGAUGGGUUUACUGGAUGAAGUUGAUGAUGUAGGUGCAGUAGCGGCAUCAACAUUGAUACCAGUGGCUUCUUGGCUUCCCAAAUUACUAAACGAACAGCAGGUAUCAAAUAUUGUGGAAAUGUUAUGGAAUUUGUUGCUUAAUCAAGAUGAACUAACAUCUGCCUGUAAUAGUUUUAUGGGAUUACUAGCCGCAAUAUUAUCUCUACCAGACGCAUCCAAUUGGAUUAAAAUGGAGCCAUUGUCAAUUUUAAUACCACGUUUGUGGCCAUUCUUAAGCCAUAGUACCAGUUCUGUAAGACGUUCUACCUUGCAAACACUUAAAACUUUAACAGAUGAAAAUCGAAUUAGUAACGGUGGGAAUAUGGAGUUAGAAAGUUUAGACAAUAAAAAUGAAGCAAUAAACAAUAAUUCUAAUUCUAUAAAUUUGGGUGAAGAAAAACAAAAAAUGCUAAAUUUCGGAGUAAGCGAAUGGAAGGCUCCCUUAUUGCAAGAAGCUUUAAGACAUAUUUACCAAAGAGUUCUUGUUGAACCAAAUAAAGAUAUUCAGGAAAUAGCAAUAUAUGUGUGGAUGAAUUUAAUUAAAAACGCUGAGCUUUCUGCCUUAUUACAUGCGGCAUGCCCUUAUGUUUCUGCUUGGAUUUGUUUAGCUAUGCAACCAGCGCGCUUAGCUUUUGAUCCUUCUCUUUUAAUAUUUGCCAAUAAGAGUGCACCAGUAAAUAAUAUAGGUCAAUUAAUGCGAAGCAAAAACCUAAGAGAAGAUGAUUUAGGAGGAUCUUCAAAUGUUCAACCAAAAUUAUUUUUGGGAGGAAAUGAGGCUACACCACAAGAAAUACGUGAAAAAAAUCAUGUUCGAGCACGAACUAACGCUGCAAAAAUAUUAGGUGCCCUUUCUAAAUAUCUAGUAAAACCUGCCCCAGGUAUUGAUUAUACCAGUGGUGGUGAAAGCCCAAUUAAUUGUUAUACCAAAGUUUUAAUGGGCCACUUGGAAUCUAGAUCUUCUUUACAAAGACUGGUUUGCAGUUUAAUUAUAUCUUUCUGGGCGGAGGAAGAUCCACAUAUUUGUCCUGGACCAAUUCAGUUGCAGGAAAAACUUAAAUACUGUGUUAUGGAAUAUAUUUAUUAUGAUGAAGUAGCUGUAGCAUUCACUAGACUUCUUCAAGAAUCCCAUGAUUUUAUAGCAACCCUUAAGCAAUAUCAAAUACCUGUCAAUAAUCUGGAUCAAACGAAAGUAUUAACUUUAGAUCAAAUAAAUUCACUUGUUACGACCAUGUCAGAAAAUAUUAAGGGAACAUACAAUUUAAAACCAAAAAUUAGUGAUAUAAUAGAAGAGCGUCGUAAAAGUUUGCAAAAUUCGUUAAAGCAAACUAGUGCAGAACAAAAUUCUUUAAAUUUGAGCACACAAGCAGCUUUAGCUGGAGCAAUAGUGUCUCUUAAUUGUUUACCAGAAAAACUUAAUCCAGUUGUGAAACCACUAAUGGAGUCACUAAAACGUGAAGAAUGUGAACUUUUGCAACAAUUAUCAUCAAUGUUUCUAGUUAAAUUAUUAGAUCAAGUUAGCAGUCGUCUGCCAAGUCCAAAUAACAAAAUUGUAAACAAUUUAUGUGCUUUAUUGAAAAGCGAUCCGGAUUAUACGCCACAAAUCAAAUUUCCUGAGGGGAUUGUGUCUGAAAAGUAUAAUGAUGAUAUUGAAAAUCCUUUUUAUGGUAUUUUAUCGCUAUCAGCGCAACAGAAAACUGAACAAAAUGGUAUCAUAUCUCGUGGACCAGGAAGACCACCUAUAAAUGUUGAUUUGUCACUUUCGGAUAUUCUUGGAAUAGACGAACCCUACAAAAAGUUAAAUCGAAUUCAACGUAUAGGAGCAAAAUUCGCUUUGACUGAAAUGUGUGAAUAUUUUGGAGAGACUCUGUUUGCAAAAAUUCCUGCUCUUUCAACCAUUGUUUUUACUACUAUUGACAAGAUUUUAGAAACUUCAUCCUCGAUGGAUGAACUUCGAACUAAUCCGUUAAAUAUUAAUAAAGAACAAACUGGUGAAUUAAUGACGUCGCUACAAGUCAUAGAGGUUAUUUCACCCUAUUUACAUAAGAAUUUGCAUGAAAAUAUUUUUAAGUUAUUACCUAAAUUAGGAAUUUUAUUAACGCAUCCAUUAAAAGCAAUAAGAAACAUGGUUUCACGCUGCUUCGCAGCCUUUUCUACACUGAAUGAUUGCAAGUUAAUGAAUUUUAUAAUAGAUAAAAUUAUACCUUUGUUAGAAACGGCUGAAAAUAUAAUUUAUCGACAAGGUGCAGCCGAAACCAUUGAUAGAGUCGUUGAUAAACUGCAGUUUAAAAUGGUUCCAUAUGUUGUACUUCUAGUCGUUCCAUUAUUAGGUCGUAUGAGCGAUCUUGAUGAAUCUGUAAGACUGAUGUCAACUCAUUGUUUCGCUACAUUAAUACAAUUAAUGCCAUUAGACAGUAAUAAAAAUUGUUCAUUUUUAAAUUCUACUGAGUUGGAAGCUCGAAAAAUUCGUGAUCGAGAAUUUUUAGAAUAUUUAUUUAAACCAAAAACAAUUCCAGAUUUUAAGGUUCCUGUGUCAAUUAAUGCUGAAUUGCGAAGCUAUCAACAAGCAGGCGUCAAUUGGUUAUGGUUUCUUAAUAAAUAUAAUUUACAUGGUAUUCUAUGUGAUGAUAUGGGUCUUGGUAAAACAUUGCAGACAAUAUGCAUUUUAGCAGGAGAUCAUUACGAUAGAAAACAAAAUAAUUUAACAGAAUUGCCUAGUAUUGUUAUUUGUCCACCUACAUUAACAGGCCACUGGGUGUAUGAAAUACAAAAAUUUUUACCCUCAAAGUUUCUUAAUCCACUCCAUUAUGUCGGACUGCCAAAUGAGAGAGAAAAACUUAGGCCAAAACUGAAAAAACAUAAUUUAAUAGUAGCUUCCUAUGAUACAAUUAGGAAAGAUGUAGAUUUCUUUUCAAAAAUAAAUUGGAAUUAUUGUGUUCUGGAUGAAGGACAUAUAAUUAAAAAUGGUAAAACAAAAAGUUCUAAAGCAAUAAAGCAACUUAAAGCUAACCAUAGAUUAAUAUUAUCUGGUACCCCAAUUCAAAAUAAUGUGUUAGAAUUGUGGUCCUUGUUUGAUUUUCUGAUGCCUGGAUUUUUGGGAACAGAAAAACAGUUUUUAGUCAAGUUUAGUCGACCUAUUUUGGCUAGUAGAGAUGCGAAAAGUUCUACUAAAGAACAAGAAAGUGGUGUUUUAGCUAUGGAAGCUCUACAUAGACAAGUGUUACCAUUUUUAUUAAGAAGAGUCAAAGAAGAUGUUCUUAAGGAUCUGCCACCAAAAAUUACUCAAGACUUAAUUUGCGAAUUGAGUCCCCUACAAGAACGCCUUUAUGAAGAUUUUAGCAGAACUCACUUAAACUCAGAAAUUAAAGAUUGUAUUGAGCACUUUAGCGAAACAGAAUCCACCGAAAACUUAAACAAAAAGACGCAUAUAUUCCAAGCUUUGCGCUAUUUGCAAAAUGUGUGCAAUCAUCCAAAAUUAAUAUUAAAUGAACAUCAUCCGGAAUACCAAAAAAUUUCAGAAGAAUUGGCAAGAAAUAAAUCCUCUUUGGAUGAUAUUGAACAUUCAGCUAAAUUACCGGCAUUAAAACAACUUUUACUAGAUUGUGGUAUUGGAAUUGAAAAUGAAACUGUUAGUCAACAUAGAGCUUUAAUAUUUUGUCAAUUAAAAACUAUGCUAGAUAUUGUAGAAAAAGAUUUACUCAAAAAACAUAUGCCCACAGUAUCAUAUUUGAGAUUGGACGGCACAGUUCCAGCUUCUUCAAGACAUGAAAUAGUCACAAAAUUUAACGGUGAUCCAAGCAUCGAUGUAUUGCUUUUAACAACACAAGUGGGAGGAUUGGGUCUUAAUUUAACUGGUGCUGAUACUGUUAUAUUUGUCGAACAUGAUUGGAAUCCCAUGAAAGAUUUACAAGCAAUGGAUCGUGCACAUCGAAUAGGACAAAAAAAAGUUGUUAACGUGUAUAGAUUAAUUACUAGAAAAUCUCUUGAAGAAAAAAUUAUGGGUUUACAAAAAUUCAAAAUUCUUACUGCAAAUACAAUUGUUGGAGCUGAUAACGCGUCUUUAGAAACGAUGGGCACUGAUCAACUUUUAGAUUUAUUUAAUUUACAUGACGGGGAAAAACAAGAAAGAAGUACGCAAGCUAGUUCAAGCAACAGCAAUGGUAAUGGAAUUGCUGGAAACAAUGCAGUAUCCAUGAAAACAGUUAUAGAAAAUUUACCCGAUUUAUGGGAGGACAGACAAUAUGAGGAAGAAUAUGAUUUAACACAAUUUGUUAAAUCACUUAAAAAAUAAGCAAUGCGUUUUUAAUUUUUUUUUUCAACUUUUCCUAUUUUUUCUUCUAUUUAUUUAUGAUUUUUUGAAAAGCAUAACAAUAAAAAAACGGAAAUGAAUUUGUUA
Condylostylus longicornis is the source of this 6174-nucleotide messenger RNA. It is a transcript of the gene Hel89B, whose product is annotated as TATA-binding protein-associated factor 172. NCBI's taxonomy places the organism in Eukaryota, Metazoa, Arthropoda, Insecta, Diptera, Dolichopodidae. The record is from RefSeq and is a predicted model, not a curated record. Gene Ontology annotation, molecular function: DNA binding; ATP-dependent chromatin remodeler activity; TBP-class protein binding. The transcript is spliced from 14 exons. The coding region runs from base 397 to 6069 and encodes 1890 amino acids.